UUAUUUAUUACCAACCUUUAAAAAUAACUCAAAAAAAGCCAUGGAGUAUGAUUGACAGUAAAAAUUUAUUAAACCAUUGUUUUUGUUCAAUCAUUGGGGCGAAUACAACAAUAUUAUGAUGGAUUCGAAAAACGCAAACAGUGACGAUGAAUGUGGGAAUUCAAAAACAUCCAAGCAAAGCAACAUUCUGCCACUGGCUGGAAAUGAGCGUACCAUGAAUUUGAACCCCCUCAUUUUAACGAACAUCCAGAGCUCACACUACUUCAAAGUGAACCUGUACGAACUCAAAACCUACCACGAAGUCGUGGACGAAAUCUACUACAAAGUGGCCCACUUAGAACCAUGGGAGAAAGGCUCCAGAAGAACGUCAGGCCAGACCGGCAUGUGUGGUGGCGUCCGUGGUGUGGGAGCCGGUGGCAUAGUGUCAACGGCUUACUGUCUAUUGUACAAGCUCUUCACCCUGAAACUCACAAGGAAACAGCUGAACGGCCUGAUAACGCAUUGCGACUCGCCGUACAUCAGGGCGCUGGGAUUCAUGUACAUUCGAUAUACCCUGCCUCCGGCACUGCUCCUUGAAUGGUAUGAAUCCUACCUUGAAGAUGAGGAGGAAUUAGAUGUAAAGGCUGGUGGGGGACAAAUAAUGACAAUCGGUGCAAUGUUACGGCAAUGGUUGGUUAAACUAGAAUGGUUUUCCACAUUAUUUCCUAGGAUUCCGGUCAAUAUACAGCAAAAAAUCCAAAAACAUUUAAACACACACUUCCCGCCCACCGCAGUGAUAGUGGCCAAUGAAAGGGCGAGGGAGGAGCGACGAGAUAGGCAACCGGUGCGUGAGGACCUGCGCAGAGACUUUCUGCGCGACGACGAGCGUGACCGCGGCCGUGACAGGCGGGACAGGGACCGGCACAGGGACGACCGGGAAGACAGAGACGCCAGGAGGGAUCGGGACAGGAAGCACAGGGAACGCAGCCCGUACAAGGAACAGAGGACGAGGGACCGAAGCCCGUACAGGGAACGCAGCCCCUACAGGGAACGUAAACGGGACAGGCACGGAAGCAGGGAGCGAGACCAUCGACACAAACGGGACAGAUAUCAUUGACGGGAUGGAAUUUUAAUAAAUUAACUUGUAUAUUUUUUAAUCAGGAAAAGACUAAGAUUUAACCCGUUUGGUUCUAAUUAAUUUGGAGUUUGUGUAGCGUAAUUUUUUGAUUAGUUUUUCAUACUAUUGUUGUUAAGCUUUUAAGAAUUUUUUGUAAGAAUUAUAUUUCUUUAAAUAUACGUACCUCAAUAUGUUGAAUUUGAUGUAUUUAUCUACAUAUUUAUUAGGGAUUUGUUUCCAAUACAUUUUACACAAAU
This is a messenger RNA of Aethina tumida (small hive beetle), 1353 nucleotides long. Its product is annotated as pre-mRNA-splicing factor 38B. Gene Ontology annotation, cellular component: precatalytic spliceosome. The record is from RefSeq and is a predicted model, not a curated record. Bases 116 to 1096 code for a protein of 326 amino acids. NCBI's taxonomy places the organism in Eukaryota, Metazoa, Arthropoda, Insecta, Coleoptera, Nitidulidae. The transcript is spliced from 5 exons.